AUGCCUCCUCUUGAGCCCUUUGUCGCUCAGACUCGCAGGAAGCGGGCAUCAAGAAAGAAGAAGACCCAGGAGGAAGACGAGGCUGUGCAAAGCGAUGACUUCGCGCCAGCAGGCACUGCCGCACUCGCCGCGCCGCCCUCACGCAUCGACGAAGUCGGCCCCUCUGGUCAAUCCUGGCCCCCACUCGCGAAAGACGUCUUGAGCAAUAUGGCGCGCUUUGGGUCCUGCAUCCUUCUCACACGUGUCGGAGGCUUCUACGAGUCCUACUUCGAGCAGGCGCCACUCCUCUCCUCUCUCCUCGGCAUCAAGCUAGCCAACCGGACAUGGGGCGGGCGUUCUGUCGCUAUGGCGGGCUUCCCGCUCAGCCAGCUCGAAAAGUACCUCAAGGUGCUGGUGCAUGACCACGGAAAGCUCGUGGCGAUUUGUGAGGAGUUUCGACCAGAUGAGGAAGGAGGGGAGACGAGGAGCCCAGAGGAUUGGAAGACGAUCAAUCUGGUCAACAGGGCGACGCUGAACGAGAAGGUGGACAUUGUGCGGCGAGUGACUAGGGUGGUGAGCCCGGGAACGCUCAUUGACGAGAAGUGGGUAAAUCCUAUGAGGAACAACUUCAUCCUCAGUAUCGCGGUUGGCGAGGGCGAGCAGCGGGGAGGUGCGCGGGGAGGUGCGCCCACCAUUGGCCUCGCGUGGCUCGACUUGAGCACAUCCGACCUUCACAUCACGCACUGCAGCGACGUUGAGAGUCUGAGGGACGAGGUCAAGCGUGUCAGCCCCUCGGAGAUCAUUCUCGAGGCAGACGCUGUAGAGCGUAUGCGGCUGCCCUCAUCAAGCGCCCUACAAUCUGGUCAAGACGUUCUCCUCCAAGCUCUCGACCUGCAACGCACUCUGAUUUCCUAUCUCCCUCCUUCCUCGAGCUCACGCAAACCAACCACGCCCUCCGCAAUUGAGCGUCAAGCCACACAUACCUACCUCGCGGCCGAGCGCACGGCAAUUGCCAAUCUGACCGAACACCUCAGCACCCGACUCUUGGACGUCGCCUCACACGGUGGGCAAGAGCUGGACGAACUCAUCGGCUCGGGACUCGCGCGGCAUCAUGCACCGGAAGAGACGAUGCUCAUAGACGCCAACACAUUAGACGCCCUCGAGGUGCGUGAGACCACACGAGAAGGGGGAGUGAGGGGUAGUCUAGUCAGCACGGUGCGACGAACCCUGACAAAGGGCGGAGCGCGCCUGCUCGUCGACUGGCUCACUGCGCCCAGCACAUCGCACGCCUUGGUGACAGAGCGGCAUGCCAUCGUCGAGUAUCUCGUCACGCACCCUUACGCCUUGGAAGACUUGCGCACCCUCCUUCGACAGGUGCAGAGGGGAGAUAUCUCGCGCACUCUGCAGCGAAUUGCUACGGCAAGGAAUGAUGAGCAGGAUCUGCUCGAGGUGAGGGACUUUGUGCGAUUCACCAGCGCAGUGAAGGAGUGGGGACGGGAGCUGCGUGGUGAAGGAAAGGAAGGGCAUCGAGAGCUCGCUGCGAGGCUGGAGGGUCUGGUCGAUUUGACUGGGCUAGGCAAGGAGCUGGGCGAUGCGAUUGAUGAGAGAGUCAUGGAGAAGCGACUACGGGCGAUGGAGGCUCUGGAUCGGGAGGAAGGCCUGCUUGGAGCUGAGAACGCAGACGAGGAGGCGGAGACCACCCCUUCCCCUACGCCAUCAUCUUUAUCAGCCUUUCCGCCGCCGCCUACACCUCGCGGCGACGAACCCUGGGGCGCCCCCUUUGAGCACCUCAUUCGACCUUCCUCCUCACGCCUCCUCUCAGCCCUUACAGCAGAGUACGAGCGUCUGCGCCAUGAAGCUUCCUCCCUUCAGUCCUCCCUACGCUAUCGCAUAGGCCCUCGCACCUCGCUCCGCUAUCUUCUCGGGCAAGGCUUCGUAGUCCACACCACCGUCCCCACCUCGGGCGAAGAGCCAAGCAACGAUCAAGAGCUCCGCCUCACGCUGGCGUACCGCACAAAGAGCACGCGCACUUACUAUCACGAGCCGUGGAGUCGCAUCGGGUCACGCUUGGCUAAACUGCAGGAAGACCUCAAGCGGGCAGAAAAUGCUGAAUUGCGUAGGCUGCGAGCGAGGGUAGUGGCCGCUGGUGCUGAUUUGCGCGGAAAUGCACGCAAGGUGGACGAGGUCGACUGUCUCGCGGGCUGGGCACAGCUUGCCCUUGACCUGAGGCUGGUGCGGCCGACGAUGCUCAGCGAGGCGGACGAGCACUACGACGGCUCAGGCUGCGUGUUCGAUGUUGUAGGCGGCAGACACAUCGGCGUCGAAGGCGGACUACUGGAGCGAGGUCGAACCUUUCAUGCCAACGACCUCAAGAUGGAUGCCACGUCUCGCCUACACUUCAUCACCGGCCCCAAUAUGGGCGGCAAAUCGACCUAUCUCCGCCAGAACGCCCUCAUAGCUAUCCUGGCCCAAUCCGGCUCCUUCGUCCCCGCGCAAUCGGCCCGACUCAGCAUUGUGGAUCGCCUCUUCUCCCGCGUAGGCGCAAAAGACGACCUCUUCCGUGAUCGCUCAACAUUCAUGGUCGAGAUGCUCGAGACGGCCGAGAUUCUUCGUCGCGCUACGCGGCGUAGUCUCGUAGUUGCGGAUGAGAUCGGCCGGGGGACGACCACGCAGGUGGGCAUCGCCAUUGCAUUUGCCACUCUGAAGGAAAUGGGUGAGAUUGGGUGUCGGGCGCUGUUCGCUAGCCAUUUGCAUGAGUUGGCGGACAUGAUGGGGUGGGAGGAGGGGAGAGAGACUGGUGGAGAGGGGUGGAGGUAUGUGCGCUUUGCAAGUACGGACGUCGAGGGGAGCGAGGACUCCGUCACCUACCUACACCACGUUCGACCAGGCGUCAAUCGCGAGUCACACGGGCUCACCGUGGCCGCUCUGGCUGGCAUGCCUCCGGGAGCGCUUCAAACAGCCCGCGAUACUCUCAACAGACUGAGAGCAGAAGACAUCGGGUCGCAAAAAGUCGUGACAUAG
This is a messenger RNA of Jaminaea rosea, 3000 nucleotides long. RefSeq lists its product as hypothetical. Bases 1 to 3000 code for a protein of 999 amino acids. Gene Ontology annotation, molecular function: ATP binding; mismatched DNA binding; ATP-dependent DNA damage sensor activity. Gene Ontology annotation, biological process: mismatch repair. NCBI's taxonomy places the organism in Eukaryota, Fungi, Basidiomycota, Exobasidiomycetes, Microstromatales. Gene Ontology annotation, cellular component: nucleus. The transcript has 2 exons. The record is from RefSeq and is a predicted model, not a curated record.